This is a messenger RNA of Pimephales promelas (fathead minnow), 3973 nucleotides long. RefSeq names its product pancreatic and duodenal homeobox 1 (gene pdx1). The record is from RefSeq and is a predicted model, not a curated record. NCBI's taxonomy places the organism in Eukaryota, Metazoa, Chordata, Actinopteri, Cypriniformes, Leuciscidae. Gene Ontology annotation, cellular component: nucleus. Gene Ontology annotation, molecular function: DNA-binding transcription factor activity, RNA polymerase II-specific; RNA polymerase II cis-regulatory region sequence-specific DNA binding. Gene Ontology annotation, biological process: regulation of transcription by RNA polymerase II; type B pancreatic cell differentiation.
ACUAUAUAAUGUGUGUGUGUGGUGGAUUCAAUGAAAGUGAAAGCAAACUUUUGAUGGACAAAAAUACAUAAAUAAGUGCACAAAAUAAGCAUGUCUAGUGAGUUUUAACGGGAACUUGAGUAGGCAAAUACAAUAAAAUAAAGACUCAAAAAUAUUUGUAAUACAAAAAACUAAAGUAAAUAGCCAGAAAAUAUUAUAUAUAAAUAUUAUACAUUUAAUCAAAAAAUAGCACGUGUAGCCAAAACUGCCUUCUCAUUUACGUUUUAUGAGACGAAGCAUCUUGUGGGUGCAGACCGGGUUUAUCAACAUCUGAUACGUAUCGUUUUACAUAACGCAAUUGUACCAUUAUGAUUUAUCUACUCGUUUAUAGCUGCACAUUACUCCUACUCAAACAUACAAGUGGUUCCAGAACGCUUCUGCGCGCGUCCCCUAACUGGUUUAUUGCAUUUUAUCUAAAGUUUCAAAACGCAUUUUAAUUGCUACAGCCGAUUUUAUGUACCAGUGCCUUAAGUUGUGUAUUUCCUCUAUUGCAUGGCAAAACUACAUUAAAUAUCACUUUGCACCAUUAUUCCUCUCAAAACCUUCCAUGGAUAUACUUCCAAAUUGCGUCGUCUCACUCACGCUUCAUAAAACCUUUUGUGCUCUUUCAACAUUGUGAAAAUAAUCGCGGAUAACGGUUUCCUUCCCUUUUCAAAAGAACUCAUAUAUAAACACCAUUAAGCGUCGUUACAAGGCUUGAUUUGCGAGGAAUGGAUUUACCUGAACUUUAUGAUAUCGCAUGAGAGCCCCAUUAAGAUAGCAGAGAAAGUGCCAUUAUUGUCAUUUGAAGAGGCCCGUGUAAACACAGCACUAGGCUAUGUCAUGCAGUCUCCACUCCAAUGUUGCUUGAACAUAAUAAAAAUGUUUCAAUUUUUUAUAGGCUAAAUGUAAAAGAUCGGGUGAUUCAUCCGUUAGCCUAAUCUUAAUACAAUUUAAAAUGCAACACAUUUUAUGUUAAAGGAUGAAAGUUGAUUUUGCUGAAGCCUAAUGCUCCCCUUCUAUUAAAAAAACUUUGAAUUUUUUUAAAACUGACGAAAAAUACAUAAAACAUAACGCUUAAGUCUAUUCAAAUUGAAAAUGAUUGAUUGUUUUGGAUGCGUUUUUAGCAUAGAAGACUUGGGGAAAUUCCAAUCACUUUUUUACGCUGCCCGUUUCUCUCUGAGUCUGACCUCUCCAAACAGCCCGGUGCGCGCAUGCACGUUACGCACACACCUCUAACUAAUCGAGUUUUGUUUUCUCUCCAUGUUAAUUCGUUUACACCGAACAGCUCGUUUUAUUUAACCACGAGGACUUUAGUUUAAUGGACCGUGGGCGGGUGUGCUUAAUGGAAGGUAAGCUUGGUUGAAGACAACAGGGAUGUAGCUUAUGUGUGUAAUGAUUGCCCUUGCAACCAGUAUUCAUAUUUUACGUGACAAAUACAAAUACCUCUCUUAAAUACACUUAUAGGCAUAAUUUUGGGGCGCAGUCUGAUAAAGUGUGACUCACAAGACACAAAUUGGCACCAUAUAAGCUAAACGCAAAUUAGCUAUUAUUUUAAAUACUUUGUAAACUUAUUUGUGUGCUACGCUAAAUCUCGAAUAAAGUGCUACCAUCCGAGAAACUGGCUUGGUCAUCGUGAUUUUUCCGAGUAAAAGCGUACCUAGAUCAACAUAUUUUGUUGAUCCUGGAACAACAUCCGUCUGGAAAUUUAGCCUUAACCCUACCCAUAACCAUAAGUUAUCCAUAAAAUCAGAGGGAAGUGAUGAAUAACACUGAUGUGAGCCACAACUCGACAUAAGCUAAACCUGUCCCUCAAAUUUGGUCGAUCAGAUUUGGGAUAUCUGGUCAAGAUUGAUGGAUCACAUUCACCAUGGUGACCUCAUGCCAACACUCGCAUCUAUUUACCGACAGCUGAAAUACGCAUUCUCAAUAUCAUUUGCAUAGAUGUUUAAGAUUUAGCCAUAUGAAAAAAAGAAAAGGAUUAGCCCCAACCGGUGGUAGACAAGCUACAGCUUAACUCGCACAAUGCUUAAUGACGUUGUUGUAACAUUUUUUCCUUCAGGACAAUAAAAAAAUCAGAUAGGUUUUGAUGAUUUUGCCUCUGAUAAGUGAGAAUCGAUCCUGUCUCUCCUCGGAAGUUGAUAAGACAAAAAGAGGAGCCUCGAACCAUAUAAAACUAUAACUCCUUUAUCAAACACUUUCAAUGAGCUUUUAUCUUCUUUUUUACCGGGUCGGUAUUCAAUGAAAAGUGUCAGCUUUUCCACGGGGAGAGUUACUGAUCCCCCGAUUCACCUGUCUUUGUAGUAGUAUUACAACUGCAGGUGUAGCACAUAGUCGCAGGUAAACAGAGAGUGUUUGCCAAGGGCAUUGAUUUGAGCAUGGUCAGUUCUGUUCAAUUAUUGUCAAACCGCGGGGCAGUCAAAAGGAAACACGAACAGAAUCUACUGCCAGUUGACAGCUUUGUGUAAACAGUGAAAGCGAUGGUGCAGCAGGGUCACAUGGUCCCGGUGGCACACCUAUGAGGCCCUAGAGCGGCGCCAGACGCUCAGACUGCAGGUAGAGCAGAGGUCCUGAUCAGGGGCAGGGCGCUGGCUCAUGUGCUCGAGUACAGCACGGUUUCCCCGGUCUGUGGCAAUCAUGAAUCGGCAAGAGCACUAUUACUCACCUAACCAUCUGUACAAGGAAUCUUGCGCCUUCCAGAGACACCCCAACGAAGACUACUGCCAAAACCCUCCACCGUGUUUGUAUAUGAGUAGACAGACUCAGUCCGUCUACGCCUCGCCGUCAUUGGGCGCACAGGACCAGCCAAAUCUUACCGACAUUACCUCUUAUAACAUGUCGACCCGAGAUGAUCUAGCAGGGCCUCGUCUUCAUCUUCCUCAGACUCCACAGACAUCUCUACAGACGCUCGGGGGUUACGGAGACUCUCUUGACCUGUGCGGGGAUCGGAACAGAUACCAUCUUCCAUUCCCGUGGAUGAAGUCAACUAAAUCUCACUCACACGCCUGGAAAGGACAGUGGACAGGCCCUUACAUGGUAGAGGCAGAGGAGAACAAACGCACGCGGACUGCUUACACCAGAGCGCAGCUGCUCGAGCUCGAGAAAGAGUUCCUCUUCAACAAGUACAUCUCGCGCCCACGCCGCGUGGAGCUCGCGCUCACCCUCAGCCUCACAGAGAGACACAUCAAGAUCUGGUUCCAAAACCGACGCAUGAAGUGGAAAAAGGAGGAGGACAAGAGGAGAGCCAGAGGAGUGGACCCCGAACAGGAUUCCUCCAUCACGUCCGGGGAUUUGAAGGAUGAGUCGUGUGUGGCCCCGGGAACUCUAGCGGGACCGCCUUCACCCCUGCACUCGCACGUAUCUCCAGUUUCAAAAGACUCGUAAGAAAUAUGACUGUCCAAAAGAGACAUCCGAGACUGUGUCUUCAAUGCAAUCUAUCAGUCUGCCAUCGAUGAUUGGAACUAUAAGUGUGCAAAUUGUGACUUUCCAAUCCGUUCUCACAGUGACAUUUGGUCAAAUCCUGAAUAUUGGCAGUAGGGGGCGAUCUCAGUUGCGCGAGAGACGAAGCUUCUAUAGAGUCAAUUUCGUGUUUUCUGUGCAGGUUAAUCGAAAUUCAGCACGCCAUUGAAACACCAAAUGUUAGGAUAGGGCUAUAUUAUUAGACAUAGUCUAAUAAAAUUUGAAUGGCUACUCAUUUUUAUAGCUAGAUAGAAAAUAAAUAGUUUCUUAAUUUAGGGAAAUAUACCUUUAUCAUUACAACAUAAUAAUAACAAUAAUAAUAAUAAUAUUAUGUAAUAAUACAUAAUAACAUUUAGCCUAUGCAGCUAGACCUACAAACCAUGUAAUAGCAUGUGGGCAGUCAUCAAGUGUUUUAAUUUGGUGCUAACAAAAUUAAUAAAAUGGCAACCCCGUAGCCUACACUGCUGGGUUGUUUGAACCUAAAUUUGGGUCAAAU